This is a messenger RNA of Bombina bombina (fire-bellied toad), 1835 nucleotides long. RefSeq names its product sphingomyelin phosphodiesterase acid like 3A (gene SMPDL3A). NCBI's taxonomy places the organism in Eukaryota, Metazoa, Chordata, Amphibia, Anura, Bombinatoridae. Gene Ontology annotation, biological process: sphingomyelin catabolic process. The record is from RefSeq and is a predicted model, not a curated record. Gene Ontology annotation, molecular function: sphingomyelin phosphodiesterase activity. The transcript has 8 exons. The coding region runs from base 59 to 1432 and encodes 457 amino acids.
GUCAGUUCCGAGAGGCUUUCCCAGCAAACAGCUCCUGGACUCGAGUCGCAGUAGAGAGAUGGGGGUCUUAUGUCCUCUCAGCACUAGGCUAUGGCUAUUCCUUGUUAUUCCUCUAGUCACUUCUGCUUUUCCUUUGGAUCCAGGUGUUGGUAAUAGACAGCUAGGAGCUGCAGGUCAGUUCUGGCACAUUUCUGAUUUACAUUUGGAUUUUUCUUAUCAUAUUACUGAAGAUCGCACCAAAGUUUGCUUAUCCUCUAAAGGGGCUAAUGCCUCAAGUCCUGGAAUAUUUGGAGAUUUUCUUUGUGAUUCACCUUACCAGCUCAUAUUAUCAGCAAUUGAGUACAUAAGGGAUUCCCCACAAAAAGUUGACUUCAUGAUAUGGACUGGAGAUAGCCCUCCUCAUGUUCCAGUGAAUGAACUCUCCACGAAACUGGUCAUAGAUGUUAUUGGAAAUAUGACAACCACAAUUCGCAGUCUCUUACCUGACCUACUAGUAUUUCCAGCACUUGGUAACCAUGACUACUGGCCACAGGACCAGUUUCCCGUGUCAGGAAGUGAGAUUUAUUCUGCUGUUGCUGAUUUGUGGAAACCUUGGUUGACUGAAGAGGCUCUUAGCACGUUUCGCAGAGGUGGGUACUACUCUCAGGUAUUCAAAGCAAAAGGCUCCUCCCAUCCUCUGAGGAUCAUCAGUUUGAACACAAAUCUGUACUACAGUCCCAACAAAGUGACAGUGAACAUAACUGACCCAGCUGAUCAGUUUGAGUGGCUGGAAUACACCUUGCAAAACUCUCGUCAAAAUAAUGAAAAGGUUUAUAUUAUAGCUCAUGUCCCUAUCGGCUAUUUGCCUUUUGCACGAUUCACUACUGCAAUGAGAGAGAAUUAUAAUGAGAGGCUUGUGAAAAUUUUCCGCAAUUAUAGUGAUGUUAUCACUGGACAGUUUUAUGGACAUACUCACCGAGACAGCAUUAUGGUGCUUUUAGAUGAAAAAGAAAAGCCCGUUGGUUCUGUGUUUGUGGCACCUGCAGUAACACCAAUUAAGUCUUUAUCAGAACUGGACUCCAAUAAUCCAGGCUUUAGGUUGUAUCAGUAUGAUACCAAUAACUUUAACUUACAGGACUUGUGGCAUUAUUAUCUAAACCUCACUGAUGCAAAUCUAAGGAAAGAGGCCCGUUGGAAUCUAGAAUACAUUAUGACCAAAACAUACAAAAUAAAAGAUCUGCAGCCAGAGAGUUUGGAAGAACUUGUAAAGAGAUUUCAGGACCCAAUAACUGAUGAUUUCCAAAACUACUAUAAAAACUACAUAGUGAACUUUGAUUCUACCGUUGGCUGUCUAGGGAUUUGCAAAUCAGAUCAGUUAUGCGCUAUUCAGUAUGUGGAUGAGGCGUCCUAUACAAAGUGUAUGAUGAUGGGCGAGAUGUACAGUGAAUUUUAGUCCAAAGAGAACUGCAAAUUAAGACAUUCCUCUUAUCUUAUAAGACAGGAUGACAAUACAAAAUAAAAAGUUCUAUUUUUUUCUGUUCAUAUGGGAACAAACUAUUUAGCAAUACAUAAGCAUAUGUAAAUAUGUUGCCAUAAAUUUCUGUGUAAAUGAAAAUGUUUUUAUUGCUUCACAUUAAAUAGUAUUGAUUUGAGACCUUGAUAUAAACCCGUUUAGGCUUGCUGUUUAUGAAUUCAAACAAAGAUAUUGAUGCAUUUCUUUAUAUUACAUUUAAAUAAAUUAUUUCUUGUAACUACUUUGAAUAAUGGAAAACAAUAUUAUACAUAGUAAAUAUUUCUUGUAACUACUUUGAAUAAUGGAAAACAAUAUUAUACAUAGUAAAUAUUUUUCAAUUCUA